This is a messenger RNA of Didymodactylos carnosus, 1383 nucleotides long. Lineage: Eukaryota; Metazoa; Rotifera; Eurotatoria; Philodinida; Philodinidae. The record is from the annotation of a GenBank genome assembly.
AUGAAUAACGACCAACUAACAGGAAGUUCAACAAAUGAACUCGCCCCGCUAGUUUAUCGUCCGCCUCGACCGGCUGUUCUUCAAGACAAUCGUUCCAAUCUUCGACGCCAAUUAGCUGUUUUGGCUAUUUUGGUAGGAUGUUUCUUUGAGCGAUUAGCGUUCUACAGUCUUGCUGGUAAUUUGGUGGUAUUUCUCAGUUCAACAGAUUCAAAUUGGAAACAGUUUAAUGCCGUUACAGCGUCAUUUAUCUUCUUAGAACCAUGUAGUUACGUUUUAUUGCCAACGUUGAUUUUUAUUGGUCUUGGAGUUGGAGCCGUACAGGCGAAUACAGCUGUGUUUGGAGCUGAGCAAGUUCAAAAUUUAGGCGCAGCAGAAACAUCAGCUUAUUUUAAUAAAUACUAUGCAGCAGUUAAUUUCGGUGGUCUAUUAGCCUUUGGCGUAAUUGCCUACGUUCAACAAAAUGUCGAUUUUUUCUACGGUUAUGUUAUACCUGCAACUCUGUUAAUAAUAGCUGCUCUGUUAUUUAUUGGUGCUUAUCCGUUGUAUAUUCAUUCUCAGCCAUUUGAUUCUGUUAUUACACUAUUUAUUCCUGUUUUGAUUAAUGCCUUUCGAUCAAAACGUCAACAUUCACGUGAAGUAGUUCAACAGCCACAACAAAUAUCGGCAGAUGAAAAUUCUGUAUUAACGCAACAAUUUGAUUGUAGACUUACUAGUACAGAAAAAAUAACAUUUAUUGAUUAUGCACGUGCAUCAAAAGGGGGAAAAUUUAUUGAUAGAAUUGUUGAUGAUGUCAAAUCAUUACGUUAUAUUAUUGUUGUUUUUGUUUUGUUAAUUCCAUAUUGGUUAAUCUAUUUUCAGAUUGAAACUACCUUUCUUGUUCAAGGAUUACAUAUGAGAAUUCCACGAUUUGGGGCUAGUCAACGUAUGCCAGCUAUUUGGCUGUCACUUGGCGAUCAAGUGAUUAUUAUUUUAAUGAUUUUAUUUUUAAACACAGUUAUUUAUAAGCGCUUAAAUUCAAGUGGAAGAGCAAUUAAAAUUGAAACACGUAUCGUUAUUGGAAUGGUCUGUGCUACGUUAGCCAUGUGUGCAUCAGGCUUAAUAGAAAUAUUUCGUGUUCAAACAUGUCAAAAUUAUCCCACAGUAACUCAAAUAAUCGGUAAUACAACAUAUAUAGCAGCCGAUUUUACAAUAUUUGCUCAAUUUCCACAGUAUAUUGCUGUUGGUCUCUCAGAAGUAUUUGCUUCUGUUGCAAGUCUUGAAUUUGCAUAUCUAUCUGCUCCACGCUCCGCUCAGUCUCUCAUUAUGGCUUUACGAUUUUGUUCUUCGGGUAUUUCAUCAUUCUUAGGAUCAGUCGAAAGUUGGGAAAGAACAAAAGAAAAAUGA